AAAUGACAGCUGGUUGUUUUCAUCAACAAGGAAAAUUCAAAGUAGACAUCAGAGUGUCAUGUGGUGAACAGCGUCCAAGUCCUCCUUGUUCUGGUCUGUCCAGAGCAAACACUGACAACUGACCAAAGAGGGACCAGCAUUUCUACUGGAGACAUCUGUCCGCCCCACCAGCCACUCUGGAGCCGUCAGUACAAACACAGAAGAAGACAGUGAGCAGUGAUACUGGUCAAGUCAAGGGAAACGUCUCUCCAGCUGAGGGGGACGCUGUCCAGCGUUACGGAGCCAUGGAGCCACCAGAGGACGGUCGUACCUUUGUGGAGGUGAUGACCGAAAAGUACAGCCCGGAGAACUUCCCGUUACGCAGAGGGCCCGGUAUGGGAGUGGUGGUGGUUCCCACUGCAGGUUCUCAAGGCUCCCCUAUGAAAGACCGUCUCAACCUGCCCAGUAUUUUGGUGUUGAACAGCUGUGGGAUCAGCCGGGCAGGAGAGCAGGCUGAGAUCGGCUUUUGUGCCCAUGUCAUGGAGCUGGACCUGUCUCACAACAAGCUGCAGGACUGGCAUGAGAUCAGUAAAAUCGUGUCCAACAUCCCCAACCUGGAGUUUCUGAACCUGAGCUCUAACCCGCUGGCAGGAAACACCCUCGAGCCGCGCUGUGCUGAGGGUUUUUCCCGGGUCCGACGGCUCGUCCUCAACAACACUCAGGUGUCCUGGGAGACCGUGCUGCUGCUCACAAGGGAGAUAACUGAACUGGAGGAGUUGUUCCUCUGCCUUAACGAGUACAGUGAUGUGAGUGCCUCCAGUGUGACCUGCCCCACCUUACGCCUGCUUCACAUCACCGACAACAGCCUCCAGGACUGGGCCGAAGUCCGCAAGUUUGGCUCCAUGUUCCCCAGCCUGGACACUCUGGUCAUGGCAAACAACAACUUGGCCUCCAUUCAGGACAGCAAGGAAAUCCUGCGACGGCUCUUCCCCAACCUACGCAGCAUCAACCUGCACAACUCAGGUCUCAACCGAUGGGAGGACAUUGAGAAGCUGAACUUCUUCCCCAAGUUGGAGGAGGUGCGGCUGCAGGGCAUUCCCUUACUGCAGACCUACACCAACGCAGAGCGCCGCAGCCUCAUGAUCGCACAGCUCCCCUCAAUAUCGCUGCUAAACGGCAGCGUUGUGACUGAAAGUGAGAGAGAAGACGCAGAGAGGUUCUUCAUCCGGUACUACUUAGACUACCCUGAGGAGGAGCUGCCUUACAGAUACCACUCACUGGUGACCAAGUAUGGGAAGCUGGAGCCGCUCGCUGAGAUCGACCUCCGACCUCGCUGCCGUGCCCAGGUGGAGGUUCACUGUGAGGAAAAAGUGGAACAGCUGAGCAUCCGUUUGGACCAGACAGUGGCUGAGCUGAGGAAGCAGCUGACUACGGUGGUCCAGCUGUCCACCAACAGCAUGAGGCUCUACUACAUCGACAAGGGCAGCGCCUUCGGUCCGGAGGAAAUGAAGUACAACAACCGCGCUCUCCACUCCUACAGCAUCCAAGACGGUGACGAAAUACUGGUGGUGCCCAAGACCAAAUGAACAGCCGGUGUCCAACUGGAUAACUAGAGUGACUCGUUGAUUGAUUGGUUAAUUGGAUUAUUUGUUGAUUGGUUAACUGAAAUCGCAAAAUAAUUGGAAAACGCAUACGGAACAGCAUCAGCGGCCCACUUGUUGCAAUGGAGAGAGUAAAAGAAGAAAAUGAUGUGAACGCCAUCAUGGAAAUUGCACAGUGGACUACAGGUGGCUGCUGGGAGUCACCGGCUGGAAAUGCAGCCAUUAUGUCUUUAUUUAUUUCAGCUUUAUUUGAGGGAAUCCACUGGAGUUAGGAGACAAAUCUGUCACACUGGAGAACCGGCCGAGAGAGCAACUCGCAGUCAGCUAGCAGCUUUAGCAGAGGGGAGGGCGCUGCUGUACCAGCACAGCUUCACUGCAGCUCAAUCUCUUAGUACACGGCAUGUACCAUAGCACCUGCAUAGGCAAGUAUUCAACA
Plectropomus leopardus (leopard coralgrouper) is the source of this 2016-nucleotide messenger RNA. RefSeq names its product tubulin folding cofactor E-like a (gene tbcela). The record is from RefSeq and is a predicted model, not a curated record. NCBI's taxonomy places the organism in Eukaryota, Metazoa, Chordata, Actinopteri, Perciformes, Serranidae. Gene Ontology annotation, molecular function: U2 snRNA binding; protein binding. Gene Ontology annotation, biological process: mRNA splicing, via spliceosome.